CUAUGUCACUGCAGUAUCUUUUUUCUUUCUUUUUUUGGCCACGCCACGCAGCAUCUUAGUUCCCAGACCAGGGGUUGAACCGUGCCUCCUGCCUUGGAUGCGCAAAGUCGUAACCACUGGACUGCCAGGGAAUUCCCCAGUUACUGCACUAUUUUUAAAAGUCAGAAGGGGUUCCCAAAAGCUCAUAAUGAACAAAAUAUGCAAAUGUCAAAUGAAGACAGAAUCUGAGGCUGCACGACUUACCUCACUGUCCUCACCCUAAACCCGGCCCUGGUGGGAGUGUCCCACACCCUCCCACAGCCUCUUUGCCUCUGGGCCAACCCCCUGAAAUCCCCUGGGGGUUCCUGGCUCUUUCCAGCUCCGUGUCCAGCCUGUUCCCCAGGUUUCCUCAGCGUCCAGCAGUGGCUCUGCCUGUCCCCGGGCGUCCCAGGCCCUUGGAGAAUGUCCACGGUUCGGGGCUACCUUCCCAGAGCCCGGGUUUCUGCCUCUCUGUGGCCUGGAGCGUGGAAUGUGGCUGGUGGGGGUGGGGGUCCCCAUCUCUGUGGUUGAUGAGUGAUGGGCAUCUUCUGUCGGCGCCAGCUGCUCUCUGUUCCUCCCCGCCCUGGCCUUUCUCUGUCUUUCUCCCUGUCAUCGUGGCCCUCCCUGGCGUGCCCCCUCCUCGCUGCAGCCGGAAGGAAGGCUCUUCUGGGAAAGGCCACAGGGUUACCACUUCUCCCUUUCGUGGCCUCCUCCUUCUGCCCCCACCUUUGGGGCCUUCCGCACCCGAGACUGGGGGUGGCCGGGGAAGGGACUGGGGGCUUCUCCUCCGGAGCCCCAUGAACCAGGCAGUGAGUCAGAAGAGGAAGGGGAAGUAGGGGGCCUCGACUGGGGGCUGGGCUUUCCCCUGGGUGGGACCUGAGUCCCUUGCCUGCCCGAGGGUGCUCCCUGCCCCAGCCUCUGAAAGCAGAUCCCGCCUGAGCCAUGGCCCCAAGACUUGUCCUCACCCUCACCUUCUGGGUGGGUUGCUCACUUUGCUGCGGGAGAGAAGCAGCUGUCACCCAGCCCAGGGUGCGGUGCCAGGCCUCUAGGUACCCGAUCGCAGUGGAUUGCUCCUGGACCCUGCCGCCCGCUCCAAACUCCUCCAGGCCCACGUCCUUCAUUGCCACAUACAGGCUUGGCGUGGCAGCCCAUGGGGAGAGCUGGCCCUGCCUCCAGCAGACACCAGAGGCCACCAGCUGUAUCAUCCCUGACAUCCAGAUGUUCUCCAUGGUGCCCUAUGUGCUCAACAUCACGGCUGUCCACCCCCAGGGCGUCAGCAGCAGCUUCGUGCCGUUCGUCCCAGAGCACGUCAUCAAACCGGACCCUCCAGAAGGUGUGCGCCUGAGCCCCCUCCCUGGGCAGCGGCUCUGGGUGCAAUGGGAACCCCCCCGGUCCUGGCCCUUCCCAGAGAUCUUCUCACUCAAGUACUGGAUCCGCUACAAGCGCCACGGAGCUGCCCGCUUCCGCCAGGUGGGGCCAAUUGAAGGCACAUCCUUCACCCUCAAGGCUGUGAGGCCCCAAGCCAAGUACUGCAUCCAGGUGGCUGCUCUGGACCUCACUGACUAUGGGGAAUCAAGCGCCUGGAGUCUCCCCGCCGUUGCCUCCGUGACCCUGGAUCCACAUGAGACCCUGUGAGGAGAGGACAGACCAGGACACACACACACAGUGAAUCCCCACUGCCACACAUGGGGUCAGGGCUGGACCAGAGAAAGAGACAGGGCUGGGGGAGUCAGGGCAGGGGUAGUGGGUGUUCCACCUGGGAUGGAAUGAUGAAUCCAUUCAGUUCAGUUCAGUUUGGUUCACCUCAAAAGCUGCCCAGAUGUGAGCCCCACUGUGGGUGGACACCAAUGGGACAUGAGUUUGUCUGGGAAGCUCUGAGGAGGGGAAAACACAGCCAGGCUCUGAAGGAUUUUCUCAAUCCAGGAGCUUCUCGGUACAUUUCACUCAGGUCUCAAUUCCAAGGUCACCUCCUCCAAGAAGCCUUCCCUGACCACCUCAUCUAGGGCAAGCAGAAUAAAGACCCUCCCCAAAGAGAUCCAUGUCCUAAUCCCCAGAACCUGUGAAUGUGAUACCUUACACAGCACAAGGGACUUUGCAGAUGUGAUUAAUUUAACAAUCUUGAGGAUCCUUAAAGAUUGAGGAUCUUUCAUUAAGUUAAUGAAAAUGGGGACUUCCCUGGUGGUACAGUGGUUAAGACUCCAUGCUCCCAAUGCAGGGGGCCCAGGUUUGAUCCCCGGUCAGAGAACUAGAUCCCACAUGCCUGCUGCAACUAAGAGUUUGCAUGCCACAAGUAAGGAGCCAGCAAGCCACAACUAAGGAGCCCACCUGCCACAGCUAAGACCUGGUGCAACCAAAUAAAUAAAUAUAUUUUUUAAAGUUAAUGAAAAUGAAGUAGAGUUAUAUUGUAUUAUCCAGGUGGCCCCAAGGUAAUCACAAGUGACCUUAUAAAAGGGAAGCAGGAGGGUCAGAGGGAGACAGAGAAAGUGAUGUGACAGUGGUAGCAGAGGUCAGAGUGAUCCAGGACCACGAGCUAUGGAACUCUGGCAGCCUCUAGAAGCUGGAAAAGACAAGGAAAUGGAUUCUCUCCUGAAGCCUCCUGAAGGAACCUGCCACCCAUUUUAGACUUCUGACCUCCAAAAUUCUAAUAAAUGUGUUGUUUAAAAAUA
Messenger RNA from Lagenorhynchus albirostris (white-beaked dolphin), 2684 nucleotides. RefSeq names its product Epstein-Barr virus induced 3 (gene EBI3). Gene Ontology annotation, biological process: cytokine-mediated signaling pathway. The record is from RefSeq and is a predicted model, not a curated record. Lineage: Eukaryota; Metazoa; Chordata; Mammalia; Artiodactyla; Delphinidae. The transcript has 6 exons. Bases 961 to 1653 code for a protein of 230 amino acids. Gene Ontology annotation, cellular component: external side of plasma membrane; membrane. Gene Ontology annotation, molecular function: protein binding; cytokine receptor activity.